UGCUCGGGGCUGCGGCGGAGUUGAUGCCGGGGGACUGCCAGUGACGUGGCUACAUACAGUCAUUAGUGAGUGGGACACAGAGGCCCCUUUGUUAUUCCGUGUCCAGUGACCCCGCCCCUCUCUGGCUGUGAUGUCACUGAGGGGGAGGGUCGCUGUAGCGCCGGCAGCAUCAGGGUUUAUUGCUUGGGCUGCACACGGGCCAGACAUGCUGAGGUGAGACGGAGAGAAGCUGCAGGGGAGGGGGGUGGCUCAUCCUGCAGCACUGACUGUAUUCCUGGGUAUUCCUUGUCCGCGCGUCCUCCCGCUGCCCCGGCCUCUCCUGCUGGAUGUAUUCCCCGCAGCUGCCGCCUCUGGAGCGCCCCAUAGCCGUUUGGAUCCCGGGCUUGUUGUUCCUGCGCAUGACCAUGUCUUUCCUCCGCCAGCUCUGGCUGCACAAGGACGUGCUCAUUACUUUCCUGCUGCCCCUUCUCUUCCUGCCCCUGCCCCUGGCCACUCACAGUAAGGAAGCAGCAUGUGCUUACAUCUUACUGGUCACUGCCAUUUACUGGAUAUCAGAGGCCAUACCACUCGGUGCCGCUUCUUUGGUUCCUGCUUUCUUGUUCCCGCUCUUUGGCAUCAUGAAAUCAAGUGAGGUGGCAUCUGAAUACUUUAAGGACAUUCAUCUCCUCCUGUUUGGAGUUGUGUGUUUGGCUGCGUCCAUCCAGAAGUGGAACCUGCACAAACGGAUAGCGCUUUGGAUGGUCCUGUCCGUUGGAAGCAAGCCCAGCUGGCUUCUUUUGGGUUUCAUGAGCUGCACUUCCUUCCUCUCUAUGUGGUUAAGUAACACAUCCACGGCUGCUAUGGUAAUGCCAAUUGUGGACGCUGUGCUGUGUCAGCUAAAUAGCGCCGCCCCAGAGGAGAAAGCCUUAACCGACUCUAAAACCAGCACAUCUCAGAAUAACGAGGAUGCUACAAAGAUUGAUCUGACAUCUUUUCCAGAAAGCAAUAACAUGUUGGAUAACGGCAUCGCAAACACAGAAGAACAGGAGGAGGAGCCAACAUUUGCCAACCGCACCUAUGCAAAACAGGGUAAAACUGGUCGGUUCUACAGGACUAAGCGUGAUCACAUGAUGUGCAAAGCUUUCUCGCUGGGGAUUGCCUACUCUUCUACUAUAGGAGGGAUGUCCACGCUGACCGGCACUUCCACAAACCUCAUAUUUAUUGAACAGUUUGAAACUCGCUACCCUGGAUGCCAACUUGUAAACUUUGGAUCCUGGAUUGCCUUUUCCUUUCCCAUCGCCUUUAUCAUCUUGAUUCUUUCCUGGUUGUGGAUCAACUGGCUUUUCCUGGGCUGUAGGAAAGGCUACAAAUCUGAUGCUACCUCAGCCAUUCUCUUUGGGUUUUUAUUAUUUAUUAUUCCCGGAAGGAAACCCAGCUGGUUGUGCUGUAGAUCUAAAGAGAAAUCCAGAGCUCCCCAAGUGGCAGAAUCGACUCCGAUGAUAACAUGGAAGGAAUUUGAAGACUGUAUACCCUGGCAUAUUGUAAUCUUAGUUGGCGGGGGCUUUGCCCUUGCCAAGGGUUGCGAAGUAUCAGGACUUUCUACCUGGGUGGGGCACAGGAUGGUACCUCUCAGUAGUCUGCCAAUUUGGAUCAUUGUAUUUAUUGUGUGUCUGAUUGUGACAACUGUGACGGAAGUUGCCAGCAACCCCGCCACAAUUACUAUAUUCCAACCCAUUCUUUCUUCACUGGCUGAAGGAAUUGGAAUAAACCCACUGUUCGUCAUCAUCCCAGCAACAAUAAGUGCCUCAUGUGCUUUCCUCUUGCCGGUGGCCAAUCCCCCAAAUGCCAUCGUGUUUUCCUACGGACAUCUGACAGUGCCCGACAUGAUAAAAGCCGGACUGGGGACCAACCUGAUCGGCAUGUUGGCAUUAUGGUUCGGGCUGUACGUUUGGGGAAUCCCAAUGUUUGAUCUGAACAGCUUCCCCGAUUGGGCCUCCCAUAGAAACAUGACAUCACUAGCAGCUCCAUAAUGGACAACCGCUUUUUUUUAAAAAAAAUCCAAUCUUUUACAGGGAUCAUUGGCAUUGUCGGUGCGGAGGACAGAGUAGAAUGGGCAGAGGAAGGCAGCUGGUCAUGGGCAUCUUUUUUUCCUCUCUUCUCCUUCGUUCGUGUUUCUAGCGUACUCUAGCAACUUUAACCCUUUUCUUGCCAGUAGGAAAGAGUGCAUUUUUUACUGCUUUUAAAAAAAAAAAAAAGACUUUGGUGCUUCCAAAAA
Xenopus laevis (African clawed frog) is the source of this 2254-nucleotide messenger RNA. RefSeq names its product solute carrier family 13 member 4 like S homeolog (gene slc13a4l.S). Bases 327 to 2009 code for a protein of 560 amino acids. The transcript is spliced from 14 exons. NCBI's taxonomy places the organism in Eukaryota, Metazoa, Chordata, Amphibia, Anura, Pipidae. The record is from RefSeq and is a predicted model, not a curated record. Gene Ontology annotation, biological process: transmembrane transport; sulfate transmembrane transport; sodium ion transport. Gene Ontology annotation, molecular function: solute:sodium symporter activity; transmembrane transporter activity; sodium:sulfate symporter activity. Gene Ontology annotation, cellular component: membrane; plasma membrane.